AUGUCUCCUCCCUUGGAGUUCAUGUAUCCACCUAAAAAUUUCACUUCUGAGCAAGUCGUUCAUGAAAUGAAUCAUCGAGCUUUGCAGCCAAUAUGGGACUUUAUCAGAGUUGGAAAUGAGAAUCUGCUGAGUUCUCCGUUGUUCCCUCCAUUCUAUGCUCUAUCAAUCGAUUACUUAUGGGUUAUUGUGUUCACAACUAUUGAUCUGUUCUUUUCGGAAGUACCCUUUUUCAAAUCAAGCAAAAUUCAAAAAGACAAAAAGGUUACCUGGGAUUUGAUAAAGAAAUCUUUGAAAUUGCAAAUGUGGAAUCAGUUGCUAUGGAUCUACCCUAUGGCUUUAGUUCAACUAAUCUGGGUUCCCAAUACAGAGUUGCCAGUUCUGGCUCCGACCGUCUGGGAGUUAUGCAGUCAAGUGGCCAUUUACUUCCUACUGUUCGAUUUCACCUAUUUCUGGUUCCAUUACCUUCAUCAUAGGGUGAAAUUCUUGUACCGCUGGUGCCACUCAGUUCAUCACAUGUACUCAUCUCCAUGUGCAGCUGUAGCUCAGCAUUUACAUCCGUUUGAGCUCUUUUUUGUUGCGACUUUCAUAACUGCCAUCCCUUGGAUAUUCCCAACUCAUUGUUUGACAUAUUGGGUUUGGUUUUUAGUCGCACAGAGUGUCUCAUAUGAAGUUCACCAUGGAUAUGACUUCCCACUGGCACUUCAUCGACUGUUCUAUUUCUAUGCCGGAACUCCAGCACACGAUAUGCAUCAUCUAAGACCAUUAACAUGCUUCCAGCCAUGGUUGAACUACUUGGAUCGUCUGAUGGGUUAUCAUAUAACUUAUCAAGACUUAAAGAAAAUGGCUGAUGACAAAGCGAAACGGUUUGGGCUCUAUGAGAAUGAAGACAUUGCCGGCUUGGAGAAGCACAACUGA
Auanema sp. JU1783 is the source of this 915-nucleotide messenger RNA. The record is from the annotation of a GenBank genome assembly. Lineage: Eukaryota; Metazoa; Nematoda; Chromadorea; Rhabditida; Rhabditidae.